Messenger RNA from Balearica regulorum gibbericeps (East African grey crowned-crane), 1938 nucleotides. The record is from RefSeq and is a predicted model, not a curated record. NCBI's taxonomy places the organism in Eukaryota, Metazoa, Chordata, Aves, Gruiformes, Gruidae.
ACAGAAGCCAAUAUACAUGUUGGAAAAUUGGAAGUCAUUGAUCACUUCAUCAGGGAAGUAAAUCUAAAUGAAUCCAAAAUGAAUCAUGAGCAGAAGAAAGUAAAUAGCAAGCAUCAGGUCACAUCAGACAGGUUUUCAUCUCUCCCAGUGUCAGUAGGCAGUGCUGAGGAAGUCUCCCCAGAAUCAACCUGUACAGGCCUUGAAAAUCAGGACAAAGGAUUAUUACUAAAUGGUGUAUUUAAUGAGGAGGAAUCUGCAAAGUCUUUUCAGGAAGCUUUGACUCACUGGAGAAAAGGUAAUUGUGAUCACAGAGAAGAACUGUGUGCCAGCAAGGUCCUACCAGAAUCUGUGGGAAUUUGUGAGGUACAGACUGAUCUUACUGUUUUGAAGGAACCUAUCAAAAUAGAAUUCAAGAAGGAUGGCCUGAGCUACAUGGAGAAACUCUUGCUUAAGAAAUAUAGAAGAACUCCUGUUGAUCAAAUUUCUGGUAGUUGCAUUAAAGAUUUAAGACCUAUGCAAACACUGAGUGUACAUCAGGCUGUGAUUGAAGGAGGGGGAGAAGGAGAUGAUAGUGAUGACAAUGUCGAUGACUUAACAGUUGAAGAGGUGAAGAGAUAUUGGACAUCUGUUUUUAGAGAGGAAGUACCCAACACUAUUUCUGAAAGUGCAGAGUCCUCUUUGAAAAUUGAGUUCCUUGAUGAUUCUUAUGGCAAGGACUUGGAAGAAUCAUCUAACCUUUUGGAGAUGGGAGCUGGGGCUAUGGGAGUGAAUAAGCAAGGAAAAACUGAACCACUCCGGCAGUGUGGAAGACAAACUGUAGGCAUAGUGAGUAAGUCAUCUUGUCAUUUAAUGUCCACAGCUGACACAUAUUUUUUACCUCUUCCUCUUGACAGAAAUCCUGUUUCUUCUAAAGAAGUUUCUCAAGAAAGAAUGGUGGUCUGCAGUCAUCUUGAAACAAAUGCCGUGCAAAAGGAGAGUAUUAAACUAAAGACUACAAGAAGAUCACUUAGAUUGUGUAAACUACCUGAGAAGAUCUCUAACCCUACUGAACUAAUGAACAACAAAUAUCUCCUUGAGACACAACUGCAGGAAAACAACAAAGAUUCACAAGAACUGCACAGUGUCUGCACUAGUCAGAGUGUGGUUUUGCCUGUAAUUACAAAGUCUACAGCGUUACAGGAUGUAGCCAAAACACAGAUAUCUGUCUCUACACAGUACUGGGGACUUGAAGGUUUCUUUGUUGUAGGUGCAAACCCUAAACAAGUAAUUCUCAAAGCGCAUGCUUCACUGUGUGCUCACUUUCCCCCUAUGGACAGUAGUAUCCCAUUUCCAGGAGGUGCAAAGUGGGUUCCUGAAAGGAGCUUAAGUGAAUACGCUGAUGACUCUCUAGUUCAAGGUGUCUUAGAAAGUCAGUUGAUUAGACCCUCAAGUGGUUUAGAGACUCAACAUGGAAUUUCUCCCCUGAUGGUAGCAUGGAGGCCAUACCCAGGGAAUGAUUCUAGAAGACCUUGGUCAACAAAUACGCUAUGCUGUAAACUGACUGGAAAUUGUCCAACAAACACACAGCCAAGACCAAAGAGUUCACCCCUGCAUGUGUUUAGAGUUGAUACUGAAAUAUCAAAACGCAAGUGCCUUGACGUAACUAAACAAGAUGAGUAUCUUUGGGAAUAUAUUGCUGACCAAGAAGCCCUACUUACUCUGGAAGAAGAAUUACGAAGUUAUACAGGUCCUGAAAAACAUUACAGCUUAACUUCUGGAGAUGUAACCUCCUCCGGCAGCCACUCAGAGAAGAUACGUAGAAAUACUACAAAUUUCCGUAAAAAUCUGGAACUAAAAGACCACAACAGAGUUGAUACUCUUGGGGGCUGGGAUGAAAGCCAAAUGGAUGAUGAGGAAGAAAUUCUGGAGGAUAAGCAACAGGUUCUUGCAUUACAGUGA